Molecule: messenger RNA, 4300 nt
Organism: Carlito syrichta (Philippine tarsier)
Lineage: Eukaryota; Metazoa; Chordata; Mammalia; Primates; Tarsiidae
Gene: FBXW11
Product: F-box and WD repeat domain containing 11
Exons: 15
Coding region: 252-1847 (531 amino acids)
Molecular function (GO): protein dimerization activity
Source: RefSeq, a predicted model, not a curated record
CCGACUCGGUGAUUGAGGACAAGACCAUCGAGCUCAGGUUACCGAAGUGCAUGUUUGGGAUUUUGUUGAAGAAAACUGGAUACAGUAAACGGAAAGAAUCUUGGAAGCUGCUUGACUGCUGUCUGUUCUCAGACUAGUCUGAAAGGGAAUACCCCCAUUCAUUCUGGAUUGGUGGAUCUGAAGUACAAAAUAUUUCCCAGUGUUCUGUGCCAAGGUCUUUGUGGCUAGGCUGCGCCAACCUGGUAGAGAGCAUGUGCGCACUGAGUUGCCUGCAGAGCAUGCCCAGUGUCAGAUGUCUCCAGAACACUUCAGUUAUGGAAGAUCAAAAUGAAGAUGAGUCCCCAAAGAAAAAUACUCUUUGGCAGAUAAGUAAUGGAACAUCGUCUGUGAUCGUCUCCAGAAAGAGGCCAUCAGAAGGAAACUACCAAAAAGAAAAAGACUUGUGUAUUAAAUAUUUUGACCAGUGGUCUGAAUCAGAUCAAGUAGAAUUUGUGGAACAUCUUAUUUCACGAAUGUGUCAUUAUCAGCAUGGACAUAUUAACUCUUACCUGAAGCCCAUGUUGCAGCGGGACUUUAUUACCGCCUUACCAGAGCAAGGCUUAGAUCACAUAGCAGAAAACAUUCUUUCCUACUUGGACGCCAGAUCUCUGUGUGCAGCAGAGCUGGUGUGUAAAGAAUGGCAGCGAGUGAUCUCAGAAGGGAUGCUUUGGAAGAAGCUGAUUGAACGAAUGGUACGCACUGAUCCCCUGUGGAAGGGCCUUUCAGAAAGAAGAGGGUGGGAUCAGUACCUGUUUAAAAACAGACCCACAGAUGGCCCUCCCAAUUCAUUUUAUAGGUCAUUAUACCCAAAGAUUAUCCAGGAUAUAGAGACUAUAGAAUCUAACUGGCGGUGUGGACGACACAACUUGCAGAGGAUUCAGUGCCGCUCGGAAAAUAGUAAAGGUGUCUACUGUUUACAGUAUGAUGAUGAAAAAAUUAUCAGUGGCCUACGAGAUAAUUCUAUUAAGAUUUGGGAUAAAACCAGCCUAGAAUGUUUGAAAGUGUUAACAGGGCACACAGGCUCUGUCCUCUGUCUCCAGUAUGAUGAACGUGUCAUUGUUACUGGCUCUUCAGAUUCUACAGUGAGAGUCUGGGAUGUGAACACGGGUGAAGUGCUAAACACACUGAUCCACCACAAUGAGGCUGUGCUGCACUUACGCUUCAGCAAUGGACUCAUGGUGACCUGUUCUAAGGACCGCUCCAUUGCUGUGUGGGACAUGGCUUCUGCCACCGAUAUCACUUUACGCCGUGUCCUGGUUGGCCACCGUGCUGCUGUGAACGUAGUAGACUUUGAUGAUAAGUACAUCGUGUCUGCCUCUGGCGACAGGACCAUCAAAGUCUGGAGCACGAGUACCUGUGAGUUUGUUCGUACUCUCAAUGGGCACAAGCGAGGCAUUGCCUGUCUCCAGUACAGGGAUCGGCUGGUUGUUAGUGGAUCAUCAGAUAAUACCAUUAGGCUCUGGGAUAUUGAGUGUGGCGCCUGUUUAAGAGUCCUAGAGGGGCAUGAAGAAUUGGUCCGAUGCAUCCGGUUUGAUAACAAGAGGAUUGUCAGUGGGGCCUAUGAUGGGAAAAUUAAAGUUUGGGACUUGCAAGCUGCUCUGGACCCUCGAGCCCCUGCGAGCACUUUGUGUUUACGAACAUUGGUGGAACAUUCUGGACGUGUGUUUCGGCUACAGUUUGAUGAGUUUCAAAUCAUCAGUAGCUCCCAUGAUGACACUAUUUUGAUUUGGGAUUUCUUAAAUGUGCCUCCCAGUGCCCAGAAUGAGACCCGUUCUCCCUCCAGAACAUACACAUACAUCUCCAGAUAACAGUCUGCACUUUCACCCGCUUCAGGGUUUUCUAGUCUUGAACUACUGGCUACAUGGCUACCAGAUGCCUAAGGGAGUUCGUUCCACAGCUGAGUUAUGAGGCUGGAAUUGGUUCUAGACGCUGGGUAGAUGCAAAGCAGCCUAACUCUUCAAGCACCGACAUUUCUCACCUCUGAUUCCGGCUCAGCUCUGAGAAGGAUACCUUAGCUUCCCUGACUUCAAGUAGAGCAGAAGCCCAUUUCCUCCCCUCAUCAGUGAAAAACCUAAUGCUUCAAGUGUAAAUUGUUAAUAGAAAAGGAACGUCCAGUCUGUCUCACAGAAGUAAAUCGACCGUCAAGAGAAGACUUGGCCUCUAUUUAUAUUGCUUUGCACUUUGGUCUGAUAUUAAGAAACAGCAUUCUUCUUUGGUGAAAUUUUGGGUGCCAAACACCUACCCAGAAAGUCCAGGGCUUUCCUUUCAGAAGUUGGCAUUCUCCUUUUGACCGUCCAAGUCAUUAUGAAUUCUGACUUGUUAUAUUAGGAACAUGUUGGACAAUGGAAAAAUCUUUCGGGAUUGUUUUAGUAAUAUUUUUUGGAUUUACUUCCUUUCUGUACCAAUUUCUUUUAAUUUAAAGAACUGUAAGCCAGUUAUAUUAUCUCCCAACAGGUAAUAUAGCUCUUUUCUUUUAUUAACUGUUCUCUGUCCCCCAGCCAUCUCCUGAUAUUUGGUAGAGUAACACCUUGACGCGUGUGCUUGCCUCCUAACUUAAAAUACUGUAUCCGCAUGUAGAUAUGAUGUACAUAACAGUUUAACCUCAAGGUUGCUAGAGUCAGGGCCCCGGGCCUGAGACACUAAUGCAGAGUGUGUUCAACUUCGCCCCGGGCUGGGCUCAAGAACCUGAUACCAGGGUGAAGUGGAUGACCUAGAACCCUUCCUGCAGUAUUCAGACAGUGUUUUUAUUUUGUUGUUGUCAUUGUGUGUGUGUGGUGUGUGUGUUUUCAUGGGAAUCUUGUUUUAAAAUGUAACUUCAGAAGCUUAACACAAAAUGUUGGUUGUGCAGUAUACACAAUGUAGAGGUGCCAUGCACAUGGUUUUUUUUCCUUUUUGUUCUUUCCUCAUAAGUACUGGUGUCACUUCCUGUCGUGUUCAUUGGCUUCGCCUUCAAAAACCAUGAUUCUGUGCAACCGCACCCCGGGAAGGGACGAGCCAGAAGUUCCCGCUGACUGGGUUCCUGGCCCCGCUCUGCUUUGGAGCCGCUGAGCGUCAGGCUGGUUCAGAGGCCCACACUGGGGGGGCACCCCUGAAAGCCCCACGCCCGUGGUCAUCUCUGGUGUCCUAGCACCUGUGGCCUGGCAGGUUCUCAGAGCUCCGGCGUGCUCGCCGCUGCAUGUGUGAAUGGCUCUGUCCCCCCGACAUGCGUGGAAGGACUGGCAUCGGCUGGCACUCCUCCCUUGGCCAAUAUGAAGUUUUGAUCUACCCCUUGCCGUUGUUUUCAAAGAUCAGGGAAUGUCAGUAACAUUGUAAAGGACCAAGACACAACCUCCCAUGCAUCCAGCCUCUUCCCGGGACACGCAUCAACCCCACCAGGGAAGGCCCCUGGACUCGCAGUGUCCCUUGCAUGAGAAGGGUGUGGGGAUCAAUGUGUGUGUCUGUGAUUUGUUUAUGGAGUUGGCUUUGCUUUUUAGUUUUCCUUUUUAUAAAAACAUAUAUUUUUCCCUUCCACGUUCCUAAAUUAAUUUCUGUUUGUGAGAGGUUGAGUCUCAAAGUGUAAAAAAUAAACACCAUUCACAAGGUGGAUGUUGUAAGCUUGAUGGUGGUUGUGAAAGUGUCGUAGCUUUGACCACUGUCCAUCUUAAUACCAAGUUGGGUAGGAAAGUCCGGGGAAGGGAGGAGGGAAGGGGAGGAGGCAGUUCUUCUGAAUGAAUGGAUUUUUUGUUGUUGUUUUUGCAUGUUUAAUAUAGACGUUCCUUUUGUUCCUUGGGAGAUCAUGGCCUUUGAAUAUGCACACAACCUUUGAAUUGUGCCUACUAAAUUAUAGCAGGGGACUUUGGCACCCAAGGAAUUCUGACUUUCUGGUAUUAUAAUAGUAAUUCCCAGCCGUACUCUGGACUUUAUUUUGCUAACCAUAAUUGAGCAACUGUAAAUUACUGCUAUAUUAAUGUUUUAAAGCACUGGGAUAGUCUAAUUCUAACUUGUAAUUAAUUAUGUUUGCCAAUUAUCUGUUUGAAAUAAAUUUGUGUCUGAACAGCUAUUGAAACUGUUAAAUUGUACAGAUAUUAUUCAUGACAGCUUUGUACUGUGGAAUGUGCUUAAUAAAAAAUGAAAAGUUUGACCUUUGUCCAAUAAAUUGCUAAGUAAUGUCAGUAAAUCAAGUAUGAGUAUUAUGCAGUACACCUACUCUGGCUUCAUGCAAUUGUUACUUCAGCUACUAAUUCAAAGCCAAUACUCCUAAUAAAGUGUUGCAACACUCUGA